CGUUAAAUAAAAGGUGACCGGCGUGGCGCGGUCGCGGUCACAGCGUAGUGCAGUGUCGAGGUGUAGUGAUGUCUCUGAUAAUCUGGAGCUUAGUGUGGGCGGCGGCGUGCUCGAGCCCCGGUCUGGAGGUGCGGGCGGCCUCCAUCCUGUCCACCGAACCCGGGGCCGUGGAUCCUCCCUGGCUCGCGAUCUUCCACUGCUUCCAGAGUGACUCCCCCACCGUGUGCUUCCAGAAGAGGGCUGUGCGCGCCCUAGAGGACAUGUUUAUCAAGGAAGACGUGGACGAUAAAUCGGUCGAGCAGGAGGAAAAGGGGUUGUCACCGGCUGUCGGCAAGAUCAUAGACAGGAUAGGGGACCUCAUCGCCUCCGGGUUGUCCCAGUGGUAUCCUGAGUCCGACGGGGAACCUGAGGAUCUGGACACCGCCAAAGUCGGCCGAUGCCAUCGAUCAAGCUAGAGGGCACAAGAAGAAGGUGAAGAAGGCGAUUAAGAGGGCAAUCUUGAAACUGAUCAUCGUAGGUCUACUGAUCAAG
This is a messenger RNA of Homalodisca vitripennis (glassy-winged sharpshooter), 531 nucleotides long. RefSeq lists its product as uncharacterized. NCBI's taxonomy places the organism in Eukaryota, Metazoa, Arthropoda, Insecta, Hemiptera, Cicadellidae. The record is from RefSeq and is a predicted model, not a curated record. The coding region runs from base 69 to 455 and encodes 128 amino acids. The transcript has 2 exons.